Messenger RNA from Prorocentrum cordatum, 321 nucleotides. Lineage: Eukaryota; Dinophyceae; Prorocentrales; Prorocentraceae. The record is from the annotation of a GenBank genome assembly.
AUGGUCAAGGUCCUCGCCGCCUCCGGCGGCCGCGUCGCCGUCGACUUCGCGUUCCUGCAGCCGGGGGCCUGGGGCCGCUUCGCGGGCCUGCCGGUGCGCGGGGACGCGGCGCGGCUGCUGCAGGCCGUGGGCGUCGGCGCGCUGCGCCUGGGCGGCAGCACCUGCAACGUGGACGGCUGGCGCUGGAAGAGCAUGCGGGGGCCCCGCGAGGUCGGCCGGGCCCGAUUUCGUUUGUCAACCGGCACCUCUUCGCCAGUCAGGGCUGGCGAAUCUUCGAAUUCCUUGAGCUGUGCGAGCGGCUGGGGGUCCAGGCAGUGGUGA